AUGGCUGCUCCUCCACCCACCACGACAUUCGAAACAAAGGAUGGUGCAAAGAUUGCCUAUCAUGUCUAUGGCAAGGAUCUGUUGGGAAGGGUGACGCCUAUAGCAUUGGUGAGCGUGCAGCGCAGGCUCAUGGCUACAUGAACGGCUCAGAAGAACGAAAUUCCUUGACUGAAUGCGCGAUUUCGUUUGGCGUGCCGCCUGUCGCAGAUCAUGGGCAUGUCGGGAGUGAUGGAGGAUUGGUCGCCGCUAUCCGAGACGCUAGCAAUCACUCGACCCGUGCUGGUGUGGGAUCAUCGAGGCAUCGGUCAUUCCAGCGUGCCAGCCGAGUGGGACUACGAUCUCUCUCUUCAACUCAUGGCUUCCGACUUGCUGGAAUUGCUGAACGGGCUGGGAAAAGAGUGGCAAAACACCCACUUGCUGGGCUGGAGUAUGGGCGGACACAUCUUGCAGACCCUCUUGACCUUGCCUGAUGCGAAAGAGGAUGGCAAAGGCGGACUGAAUAUCAGAGGGAUCAGAGUUCCUUCGGCUAUUCUGGCAGCUACCAUGACGAAGAUGCCUCGAGGAGAUUUUAAGCCUGAUGAACUGGAAGCUGCGUGGGUAUCGACGUGUUAUGGUUGUCCUCCAGGCUGGCAAUCCAAUUGCGCUCAAUACUCCCUCUCCUCUCUUGCCUUUCAUCAGCGCUGCCAAUGCCAAAUCAAAAGAGGAGCGCAACAAGCUCAUGUCGGAAGCCAUCAUGGCCUUGCAAUACUUUCCCGAAUGGAUCACCUCUUCUCAAGACCACGCUUCCCUGCUAGCCCAUCGCGUCAAAGUUUCUCUCGAUACGCGUCGUCCUCAAGAGAUCAUCGGCCUUCAAAUCGGAGCUAUAGGAGCGGUGGAUACUAGACCCGACCUUUAUCGCAUUCCCCAAACUCUACCUACGCUCGUCAUUCAUGGAAAGAGGGAUCGCAUGGUGGCUUAUUCGGAGAGCGAACAUAUCCUAAAGGGCAUCAAGCACGCCACCAGACUCGACACUCCCAAUGAUCAGAUUGGUCACUUUUGGUGAGUCGCAAGUAGAGUAUCCUGCGUACGCCAAUGCUGCUUGUUGCUUAUCCAGCUUCCACCCCUCAUCGUCAUGUGACCUGAUCCGACUACGCAGGUUCGACUUCCUCACCACCAACUUUUGGGUCGACUCUAUCAACGCUCACCUCGACUCUGCCAAGCAUGUCCAAGCAGCCGCAAAUUCCAAAACGUCCGCGCAGCAAUCCAAAUUGUAG
Messenger RNA from Ceraceosorus bombacis, 1253 nucleotides. The record is from the annotation of a GenBank genome assembly. NCBI's taxonomy places the organism in Eukaryota, Fungi, Basidiomycota, Exobasidiomycetes, Ceraceosorales, Ceraceosoraceae.